CGAACCGCACCUCUCUCCCCGAACCUUCCUCCCGCGAUGGCCGCCGCCGCCCCAGGAGGACAGCCAGCACCACCAGAACCCAUCCCUAGUGGUGGUGGUGGUGCUAGUGAUGCCGAACCGGAGCCCGUCGUCGGCCGGUGGCUGGCAGACCCGGACCACGUCCCCUGGAUGCCCGAGUGGGCGGAUCCAGAGUGGCGCGAGAACAUCGAGUACUCGGCCCGCGGGAACUCCUUCCGGGAGCACUUCGUGAGCUCGGGCGGGCCCCUGUUGCGCCCUGCGAUCCUGCCCCGGGACCAGAUUAACAACCCGACGGAGUAUGCUCGCCGCUUCGGCAUCUAUCCCAAGGACAGACCGGACGACCCGGACCCGAUCUUCGGCCGGUCCAAUAUCACGCCGACGACCCCCGGCCCUGGCCAGCUGCCGCCGGAUCCAUCGGGGACCGAAGAGGUCUGGCAGUCUGUUGUUUUCGGCGGGCCGACGACGAGGGAGCUCAUAGACUCGGGCGCGUAUGAUCCGAACUAUCAGUCUUCUGGGACUCCUAUCUCGGGAGACCUGCACUACCUCUUUAGCAGAGAUAAAUGGUUGAAUGCGACGGUGGCCAGUCGGAUUUUCCCCAGUGCGAUAUGUAACACGCGGUGGAGGUUUGGAGACGAGGAGGGCCAGUACGACGUUGACGACGACAGGGUAUGGGCAGCCAUGGAGCCGGCGCUCCGCCUCGCAAGCAGGGUGAUUGCCUCGAACCAUCCAUUCUGGAACGCAAUGCUAAGCCUCUACAACGUCCGGCCCGUCCCGGACGACGUGGACGGGCGCAAUGCUGAGGCCCGCCAGCGGGACGGGGCGCCGUUCAUGUCGCUGUGGCUCGACGAGAACCGGCCGGGCAUGUACGAGUUCGCGUCACAGCUCAAGCAGCUGGGCUUCCGGUCCAGGGAGACGACCCAGGCGAUACUAAACCAGUACCUACGUUUCACCAUCGGCACCUGGGAGCCCACCGCUCGUGCGAGCGGCGUCACGUUUGGCCUUGGCUUGAUUCGGGAACCCCGCAAGCCGUUCCCUCCUCGGCCGCGGAUUAUGAUCAUAAAGUUCCCUGAGGCUCGAGCUGUGGCCGCUUUCGACCUGGCAAGAAUAAUACUUCAUGAGAUGGCCCAUGCUUGUAAGAGUGAGUUCACCCCUGACCCAGAUUUUACCUUGAACAAUUUGCCAGAGGCGACGGUGAGGGACCUGGGGAUAACGCCAGAAAUGCGCCUACGGUUCGUCCCACUGUAUCACGCCAUGUACGGCGGUCAGAAUGCACGACCAGGGCAGUACUUCUUCCAGGAAGGUCCACAGAUGGAGGAGGGCAAAGCCUUCGAAAACGAGCUAUGGGGCGGCAUCAUCCACUCAGGCAACCCCGUCGCCAACGAAAAUGAGACCAAGAUGAGCUGCAUGAUCCAGUGCCUGUCGUGGCCCCAGAGCCACCUGGCCCCCGACCUCCAGCACACCGAGGUCGACAAGUCCUUCUACGGCCCGUACUCGGCGACUCCCUACGCCGGGUACCUGCUGAACCCGCCCGCCCCCGUGUACGAUCAGCGACGGCCCGUGGCCGUCAACGAAUAUGCCCAGUUCUUCUCGGAGGAAUGGUGGCAGGACCUUUUCCAGCGGUUUGGCCACCAUGCGUUCAAGCUCCAGGCCCACUCCAACUCGCUGUUGCUCGUCCACUCGCGUGGGAUACGGAUAUUGGCUUUUGAGCUGCGGCGAGAGUUGGGCGAUGAGGAUUUCAAUUAUAUUACUGGCGUGGCUGCGCCCUUGUUGAAUGACUCGAAUCAGUUCAUUUUGAGCAGUUGGCUGCGGGCGGAAAUGGAAGACCUCGUGUUCUAUCAAACCACAAUGCGCAGACUCUUUUACGAGGCAAGGACGUGGCAAAAUACGUAUGGGAGAUUAAACUCCCUUGCCCAGAAAUCCACGACCGACAUUGAUCAAAUGGCUGCCGCAAUUGCUGGCUGGGUUGCGGACAGUGCAGCAGGAAGGCUGCAGACACCAGAUUCUCAGGAGACAGUCAGAAGGGCUUUCAGCCAAGCCUCUGACACCGUCAUGGCCGCCGAUCUCCUCGAGUUUGAUCGAUUGCUCGGGUACGCGAUACAAUACUCACAGUCGCUGAUAGCCAUUUAUUCCCUCCUCCCGACGGAAUUUGAGAGACGAACCGUGCACCAGAGGUACAUGACACCCAUCCGAGGCCACCUGAACCUCGUGCGCACCUGGCUACUCGCGCUCGGGCGGAAGCUCCAGGCCUUUGCCACCUAUCUCUCCUCGAUCGACGGCCAGUUCCUCCUCAACGAAAACAUCCAGGCGAUUGUCUACUACAUAAACCUCAUGCAGGAGAGCGCAAACGGCCGCGACGCCAAUCUCCAACACACUAUAGAGCUCCUGGCGGACGAGAACAUCGCGCCGGGGUUCGACUACUCCCGCCACCCAAACACGCUGCCGAGCGUCCCCGAGUCGAGGAAACGCCUGACCAUGAGGGCGUUAUGGACCAAGGCCUCGGCCCGCCCGCUGACCUACCUGUCGGCAUCCUCGAGGAGCCGUGUCGUGGAGGUCGUCCAGAGGUGCUCGGAGAUACUGUUGAACCACCGCACGGAGCGGGACCGCCGGAGGCAGACCGGCAACCAGAAUUUCCCGGCCUUACAUUCUGGCGCCGGUGCCGGUGGUCCCUCGGGUGCCGGUGGUUCCUCGGGAAACGCACCGCCGCAGUCACCUGGCCCCACUAGUGAUGUUGAUCUGAACGCCCCCCAGGAGUUUGAUAUCCCGUGGGAGAUCGCGGAGGGGAUGUAGGAGGCGCCAUUGGAGGGAAACGGUAAGGACUUGCCGUUGUAUGGGCUUGUUGUCCAGACAGACAGCUGGGCGGGUGUGAAGAUUAUUUAGUUUAGUUUACCCCAGCAGAAGUUGGCAAUAAGUGGCUUGGAAUGGUCUUGGUCGCCAAGUUUUCAAGG
Molecule: messenger RNA, 2963 nt
Organism: Diaporthe batatas
Lineage: Eukaryota; Fungi; Ascomycota; Sordariomycetes; Diaporthales; Diaporthaceae
Exons: 14
Coding region: 37-2805 (922 amino acids)
Source: RefSeq, a predicted model, not a curated record